Messenger RNA from Colletotrichum tamarilloi, 1110 nucleotides. RefSeq lists its product as uncharacterized. The record is from RefSeq and is a predicted model, not a curated record. The transcript is spliced from 2 exons. NCBI's taxonomy places the organism in Eukaryota, Fungi, Ascomycota, Sordariomycetes, Glomerellales, Glomerellaceae. Bases 1 to 1110 code for a protein of 369 amino acids.
AUGGCGGACAACACAUCCACCCCCGCCGACCCGAUGGCCGCAGCCUCAAAUGCCAUGAUGGCCUCAAUUCAGGACUACAUUCGCACCGCCGUCACCACAGAGGUUGCAAAUCUCCCAAACGCAACCCAGCCCGCCCAACUUGCGGCCCUUCAGAGCCGUCUCGAGACUGCCAACCAGGAGAACUCUGAAUUGAAGGAGAAGAUCAAGCAGAUUGAGAGAAAGAAGUCCACUCGCCACAGCGAGCGAGACACCGUCAAAGCGGCCUUCUCCUCUUAUCUGGGCUUUCCUCUUCCAGACUCCAAGCUUUCCCGCCAUUCCCACAGCAAGAGUAGCAAGUUCCCCCAAUUCCAGAAGUUCCCCGUCGAAAUUCGCAUGAAGAUCUGGAAGCUUGCUCUCCCUGCCGGACGCAUUUUUGAUCUCUCUAACGUCGAUGCCCACUUCUCUCGUGUUCUCCGAGCCCCGAUUGCCGCCAACAACGGCGCGCCUAACCCGGCUUUGGUCUUGCGCCAGGCCUCCGGGCUCACUGAAAUGAGUGUGACUGCCCACAAGACGCCCAAGCUCCGACUCGCUUGCAAAGAGGCCAACAAGGCAUUCCUUGAGGCAGGUGGCUUCGAAUUUGGCUUGUUCGGUGGCCCAUACAAAGGACUUUGGUACAACUAUUCAGAGGACAUCGUCUUUGUCCGCGAAGAGCCGCGUACCUGGGCCAACCUCGAUAUGUCACGCAUCGUCCGUGUCGCCUUCCCGCAUAAUAGAUUUAUGUGCAAGGCCGAUGCCACCGCCAAGAUGGACACCAUCCUCGAUCACUUCACCUCCUGCAAGGAGGUCAUUCUCAUGCAGACCAUGGAGUGGGAUAUCCGCUCCUGCCUUGCAAGCCCUCGACUGCCUGCCAAGCUUUUCCCGCUACAGGAAGCCGAUCCUAUUAGCACCCAUGACUACCCGAAGGAACUUUCUGACGACGUCGGUAGCGUCGCAACCUGGGGCGAUGUCAAGCGCAUUGUUACCCAGAUAUGGGAGGACCACGUCGUCAACGUGAAGCAUCUCAGCCCUGUCCGUGUUCCCAAGUUCUCCGGGAUCGAGGUCCUUAAAGCUCGCCCGAGCUACUUUGACUAG